UUUUAGUGUUGGUAGAAAGCGAUGGCGGCGGCUUAGCUCCAACACAUCGGAUUAAGAAAGCACUGUUUACACCUUCUUAAAUGCAGUAUUCAUACCCAAUUUCAACAGAAACGUGGAAAAAGUGGAUUCUUGUGCAGGAUGCAAUCUUAAAUAUAAUCUUACCAUUGCCUGACAACUAUGAUCGAUUAACACACCUGCAAGAUGCUACACGUCCUACUUUGAAGCUAGCAAGAAUUUGAUUUUUUCCAGUUCUCCGUGUAACCCUCCUGCCUGCGUUUUUCGGGACCCGCGUUCUCUGGCAGCCUCGCGCUCCCCUCAGCACAAAGGACUGGUGUUCUCACGAGUGUGACCCCUCUCUCCGCCGCGGGAGCCAUGGAUGAGGAGGACCAGCAGAGUCCAGAAGCAGGCAAGGCCAGCCUGACCCUCUCCAGGAAGAGCCCUGUGCUGGAGGAAGACAACCUGCAGGUUCCCUUCUCAGAGCUUCAUGGCGAGUGUGUGGAGUAUGUGGGCAGGGCGGAGGAUGCCAUCAUCGCCAUGUCCAGCUACCGGCUGCACAUCAACUUCAAAGAGAGCGUCAUCAACGUUCCCCUGCAGCUGAUCGAGAGCGUGGAGUGCCGGGACAUGUUUCAGCUGCAGGUCAUCUGCAAAGACUGCAAGGUCAUCAGGUGUCAGUUUGCGCAGGCGGAGCAGUGCCAGGACUGGCUGAAGCGUCUGGGUGCAGUGGCGCGGCCGCCGGCUCAGCUGGAGCAGCUCUUCGCCUUCUCCUUCCACGUCCACACCGACGAGCAGCAGCAGCCCCACAACGAGAUCUGCAGAGCAGGUGACCACGUGACGUCCCGCUUCAAGAACGAAGUGGAGCGCAUGGGCUUCGACAUGGACAGCGCGUGGAGGAUAUCAGAGAUCAACCGUGGCUUCAGGCUCUGCUCCAGCUACCCGGAGCUCCUGCUGGUGCCGGCGUCGGUCACGGACAAGGAGCUGGAGAACGUGGCCGCCUUCCGCUCCUGGAAGAGGUUCCCCGUGGUGGUGUACAGGCACCAGAGCACGGGCGCGGUGAUUGGCCGCUGCGGGCAGCCCGAGGUCAGCUGGUGGGGCUGGCGGAGUGCCGAGGAUGAGCAGCUGGUGCAGGCCAUCGCCAAGGCCUGCACCUCUAACGGCAAUGCGAUCGUGCCGCUUAGCAACGGCUCCUGUGGUCACGCGCACACCAACGGCACUAACGGGAACGCAGAUCCUGUUGCCAAUGGUGAUGUGGAGGCGGAGCCAACAGCUACACCUCCAGAGAAGCUGCUGAUAUUGGAUGCCAGGUCAUAUGCUGCUGCAGUAGCCAAUCGGGCGAAAGGGGGCGGCUGCGAAUGUCCAGAGUACUAUCCCAACUGUGAGGUGGUGUUCAUGGGCAUGGCCAACAUCCACUCCAUCAGGAAGAGCUUCCAGUGCCUGCGUUCGCUCUGUGCCCAGGUGCCCGACCCGGCCAAUUGGCUGUCUGCUCUGGAGAGCACAAAGUGGCUGCAGCACCUGUCCCUGCUGCUGAAGGCGGCGCUGCUGGUGAUCAACGCGGUGGACCGCGACCGCCGGCCCGUGCUGGUGCACUGCUCCGACGGCUGGGACCGCACGCCCCAGAUCGUGGCUCUCUCCAAACUCCUGCUGGACCCCUUCUACCGCACCAUAGAGGGCUUCCAGGUGCUGGUGGAGACCGAGUGGCUGGACUUCGGCCACAAGUUCGCCGACCGCUGCGGCCACGGCGAGAAGGCGGACGACCUGAACGAACGCUGUCCCGUCUUCCUGCAGUGGCUGGACUGCGUUCACCAGCUGCAGAGGCAGUUCCCCUGCUCCUUCCAGUUCAACGAGGCCUUCCUGGUGAAGUUGGUGCAGCACACAUACUCGUGUCUGUUCGGGACCUUCCUGUGUAACAGUGGGAAAGAGCGGGAGGAGAGCUGUGUGCAGCAGAAGACCUGCUCGGUGUGGUCACUGAUGCGUCCAGCACACAGAGCCUUCCGGAACAUUCUCUACUCACCACACUCCGAGACGGUGCUGCAUCCAGUGUGCCACGUGCGUAAUCUGAUGGUGUGGAGUGCCGUGUACCUGCCCGGCUCGUCCCCCUCCACCCCCUGUGAGGAGUCGUGUGCUCCCUACCCCGCCCACAAGGCCUCCUCUGAGGACACGCCCAACGGCAGGCUUCCCAAGACACGUUCUGUUGAUGACCUACCGUUGGCCUGCGAGGGAGGACCUCCCCCUAGUCGUCGCUGCAGUGACCCCAACCUCCGUGCUCUGGAGAUUGCCAUGGCAACGUCGCCGGACGGUAACGAAUGUCCUAAUGGUCUGGACGAUGAGGCCAGUCUAAGCCCAGAACAGCCGGACUCGGAGAUGGCGCCGGAGGAGCGGCCUGACGGGGAGGAGCCGAGCGACCGGGCGGAGAUGAACGAGGAGCCAAUCAGAAAUGGGCACUCGGAGGAGGCGGGUCUGUCCAUGGCCGAGGGCGUGGCGCCGGCUCAGAUGGAGCACAUCCUCCAGGAGGCCCGGGAGGAGGUCAACGGAGCAGCGUCCAGCGGCCCUCUCUCCGAGGACAUCAGCGAGGACUUCACCCCGUCCACUCUCUCCACACCCACACCGUCUCCCUCUGAGGCGUCUUCGGCGGUGCCUGCGCCGGCUGAUCGUCAGGACCCCAUCACCCAGCUGUGCGAGGAGAUGGUGGAGCAGGCCCUCGAGUACGCCGUCAGCGAGCCCUCACCACCGCCACGCGUCACCGUGCCCCUCCCGCCCGGCGGUCACAUGACCAACGGCCACUGCGAUGGCCAGGCAGAGGAGCCGCUCACUCCCCCUCCCGGCCAUGUGGAGGAUGGCGGUGGCGGCGGCAGCGAACUCUCUUCUGCCGUCCAGCCCGAGGCGCCGCACUGCCCCCUGGAGACGGCCGCUCCAGCCGCCCACACACCCCCUCACACUCCCCCUCAAGAGGAGCCCCAAACACAGCCUGCGCCGCCCGAGCCGCCCCGAACUCUCAACGGCCUCCGCUUGCCUUCCCACGGUGCCUUGCAUCCCCUCCCCUCCUCCUCCUCCCCCUCCUCUUCCUCCUCCUCCUCCUCCUCUUCCCCCUCUCCCGCUGCCGCCGUGUGCAACGGCGAGACCCACCCCGUGGUCAACGGCUCCCGCCGGCCCCUCAGCCGCCAGGCGUCGGGCACGUCCCCGUGCGGUGGUCUCCCUCUCCCGCGCAGGGCCUCGGGGUUGGUCCCGCGGGCGCGCGGCGAGGCGGCAGCGACGGCAGCAGCUCCCCCUGCUGGCCACCUGGAGGAGGACGGGCUGAGCGUGCACAGCGACGCCGUGCAGGUGCGCCUGCAGCAGAUGGAGGCCGGACACCAGCUGCAGGUGGAGAACCUCAAGUGGCAGGUGCAGCAGCUGUGGAGCCGACUGCGCGUCAACGUGGAACUGCCCAGCGAGCUGACGUCUCUCCCGGAUGGUGAGAAUAAUCUGGAGCCCGUGUGUCUGUCACGCUGCAGUUCCGAGUUCUUCUCCGAGGGCAGUUGGGAGCAGGUGGAGCAGCGGGAACCAGAGAUGACCCGGUGGUAUCCAGAUCACUUAGCAACACACUGCUAUGGAUGUGAGACCAAGUUCUGGCUGGCAGCGAGGAAACACCACUGCAGUGCCAGAGAGCCUGUUGAAGAAGCCUGGAACUGUGGGAACGUGUUCUGCGCUAGCUGCUGUGACCAGAAGGUGGCGGUUCCCAACCAGCAGCUGUUUGAGCCCAACCGUGUGUGCAAGGCCUGCUACGGACACCUGCGCCUGACUUCAGUGCCCCCCGCCGACCUGGAGCUGGAGAAGCCAAUCACAGCCAGCUCCAACUGAGCCCCCCCCCCACCACCCGGACCGAAUCAGCCAAUCACAGAUAGAGUUAACGCCGACUAAAACCUUCACCAGAGCUUGGCCAGUCACGGCCUGCUCCAACAACAGAAUUCAGCCAAUCAAAGACCGUAUUGACUAACCCACCCACCCACCAACUUGGCUUAUAUCCCCCCCCCCCCCCCCCCAGUGGUCAGUCUUCACCCCCUGGACCGAUAACGGACUGCCACAGUCCCCCCACCCCCCCGUGCACACAUAUAAUUAACAAUUGAGCCGCCUGGGUGUGCAAGAGAACGUUUGCACGCACACAGAAGAGAAUGUUAAUGUGAGUGUGUGAAUGAAAUUUAUGUAUAUAAUGCCAUGUGUACAGCUAUUUGAGAGCGAGAGACAGUGACCGGUAUGUGUGUGUGUAUGUGUGUGUGAGUGAGUGUAUGAGACCAGGAUGGACUUGCUAUGCUGUGUGCCCGGACAUCUUGUUAAUGGACAGUCAGAACGGAGUGUUUCCGUGGCACCCAGCCCUCAGGCGGUUUUAGAAUGGUGCGAUGAGAUGAGAUGAUGGCGGGUCUUAUCGUGUCGGACUCCUGCUCAUGUAUCCCAUGCUGCUUUGCUCCCCUUCCUCCAGGCCGUGCUGAGAGCCUGUGGGGGGGUCCCCCAUCUAAGGGGGACCUCAGAGUGCUGAGAGACUGUUUGCCUGCAGAGGACGUGGUGCUCCCAAAGUGUGUGAAUGAAUUAAAGCACAACACACUGCCCACCUAAA
Messenger RNA from Alosa sapidissima (American shad), 4582 nucleotides. Its product is annotated as myotubularin-related protein 3. The transcript is spliced from 21 exons. Gene Ontology annotation, molecular function: protein phosphatase binding; phosphatidylinositol-3,5-bisphosphate 3-phosphatase activity; metal ion binding. The coding region runs from base 373 to 3831 and encodes 1152 amino acids. Lineage: Eukaryota; Metazoa; Chordata; Actinopteri; Clupeiformes; Clupeidae. The record is from RefSeq and is a predicted model, not a curated record. Gene Ontology annotation, biological process: dephosphorylation; regulation of autophagy.